Molecule: messenger RNA, 867 nt
Organism: Striga asiatica
Lineage: Eukaryota; Viridiplantae; Streptophyta; Magnoliopsida; Lamiales; Orobanchaceae
Source: the annotation of a GenBank genome assembly
AUGGUCGAAAUUCUGGGAUUGAUAAAGCGUAGGGUUUUGGAGAUCAAAACCCUGUGGGAGUUUAGGAGUUUGCAGAGGAGUGCAGAGGUUUCAGAUUUGUUUGUUGAAGUCUUGAGGAGCGGCAUUUGCUUGAGACACCUAGAUCAUAAAAUUGUCCCCAUUGACAAUAUAGCCACAAUACGGACUCAAAACGCAAAAUCACUUGGAUUCCUAAAGUUAAAUGACAUGAUGGAUCUCAAGUUCUCAACCUUCAUAAGCCCGUUUGGAAGUAAAUCUACAAGCAGCAUAUUUCUGUUGAUGGCAAAUUUCUACAAAGCCUGCAUCUCUACAUUAACUCGUUCUCCUAAAUUAAGUGUUGCUGAUUGUUGGCUGGCAUUCGAGGCGUUCAUUUCUUGGACGGGAGGCGGAUUGACUAUCGUCAUAGGCAUUGGAGUGUCGUCUGAUAGGCGGCUUCUCAGUUCCCUGUGCUCUUGGCAUAUGGCACACCAGUGCAAACAGCACGACUGUCUGACUAUGCCAGUAUAUAUUCCGCACAUCCACCAACUGAAAAACAGUCCCUCAGUUAUCAGGCAUAUAGUCCUUGGGUCAAUUAAACCGUGCAGUGCUGCUGUCCCCGCAGCAAAGGCAAGUUGCUACUCGUUGUCUUGCUUGACUUGUCCUGCUCAAUAUAGACGACCAAAAAUUUCACUCAAGAUAAUAGGAUCUUACAACUUUCCGGGUCUUGAGCACAUUCAAAAAUCCCUGUAUUCCAAGGUUCAUCUGCAGGAGCUCGAUAGCUUUCUGGCAAUGGCUGUCCACAUUCAUUGCACUUGGGGACGUGCAACUGCAUUAUCAGCCAACAAAGGAUCUAAGUUCUCAAUGGAAUGA